AUGCGCUUUGCAGAAACCAGCGAUAAUCGUCGGGGAGAGCCAAUCCUUACUAGACUUUGCAAAGAGUCCGAAGAGCAACCACAGCAGCGUCCUCAAGUUCGCAGAAGAGCCGGUCGAUACCCGUAUGCAACAAGUCUUACCUUGCAAAUAAAUGCAGUUGCCGACCGCCAAAAGGGCCUGCCUAUUGCCGUCACGCGGGACGAAGCAGGUGUGCUUGAUAUAAACUUCCAACGUCAAUUCAGGCUGAUUCAGGCUAAGACCGACGACCUAGAGCUUUGCGUUUGCACCAAGAACAUCAUUGCAGAUGUCGAAUUGGCAAACGCACAUGCGCCAUCUUGGAAUCCAUACUGGGAUUGUCAACUUCUAUCUCGACCCAAAGUACCUGCGUGGUAUGUUCAUGAUUGCGAGACAUCUCUUCCUCAGCCCAGGAGAUAUGUGGAGCUCAAUAACGACACACGAGGAGUCAUUGUUGGUUGCAAUAUCAACGGUUUUGUGAGCCUUGAAACGUAUGGCCACGGUGGUAAACCACAUCACUAUGCUCAACGCAGGGAUGUGGCCCCAAAACUUACUGCAUAUAUAUGUCUUCCUCUUGCCAAGGGCGAGUUUAUUACUGCUGCAUGGAUUCGUGAGUUGAACAACGCGAUAAGCAUUCGCGAGCCUGUUCUUGUGUUGAGCACAUGCUUUCAGCGUACCUGUACCUCUGGGCCUUAUGUGCCGAGGGAAUGCCAGCAAGAAUACCGGUAUGAAGCUCUCGUUGAGCAAAGUGCCCAUCGGAUCACAGGGUUCUGCUACAACGACAAGGGGGGUUUACCCUCCAGCCAAGCAAAGAUUGGUGUCACCUACGAAGAGAAGCCAAUGGGACCGCUAUCCAAUCCACCUUUCCAAGCUGCGUAUACUCUCCCCAAUUCGCGAAUACCGCAAUGGUUCGUGUCCUCGGCAUGUCUCGCUGGAGCACUUCACGUACGGUUAUUUGUUGAUACGAAACAACCCCACACGCCGACCAUGGGAAUGCUGCUCACGUACGGAAAUCGCCAGGAAUCAUUAGGGCAGUGCAGAUUCGACUGCGAUGUGGAGGAUUAUGACCUGACAGGACCAAUUUAUUUCUCCUCUGGGGAGACUGAAUUUGGCCCUUACACAAACAUCACUUGCAACAGUGUCAAGGAGCAAGGCUGGAGGGAAAUUCCUCCAACAGCGAAACUCGUGUGGUGGUUCACGGCUACUUGUUCGCAACUAGAUGUCAGUAUAAUAUAA
This is a messenger RNA of Exserohilum turcica Et28A, 1251 nucleotides long. RefSeq lists its product as uncharacterized. Lineage: Eukaryota; Fungi; Ascomycota; Dothideomycetes; Pleosporales; Pleosporaceae. The record is from RefSeq and is a predicted model, not a curated record. Bases 1 to 1251 code for a protein of 416 amino acids. The transcript has 5 exons.